Molecule: messenger RNA, 1500 nt
Organism: Pseudopodoces humilis (Tibetan ground-tit)
Lineage: Eukaryota; Metazoa; Chordata; Aves; Passeriformes; Paridae
Biological process (GO): protein polyubiquitination
Molecular function (GO): metal ion binding; ubiquitin protein ligase activity
Source: RefSeq, a predicted model, not a curated record
GCCCGUCUCGAUGAUGGCAUCUGGGCCGCUAAGGGCCGAGGCAAGCUGUCUGAGACCGCUGUGCAGGAAUUUUGCCCGUGGAUUCUGUCGGUGGGGCCAGAGCUGCCGCUUCUCACAUGACAGAAAAUCAGCCCAGGUCUGCAGGUACUUCCAGCGUGGGUUUUGCCGUUAUGGAGAGCAGUGCAGCUACCAGCACAUGCAGGAGGAGCCAGCCCCAGUAGGGACCCAGUAUGGUCUGAUGCCCCACGACCACUGGGACCAGGAGCCUGGCACUGAGCCCACAGCCAUGGACCGGGACCAGGGGGGAACCCAGCGCACCUCAGCCCACCCUGCCUGCAGCAUGACGUGUGUGGCCUCCGAGUCCCCCAAAGUGGAGGUAGAAGUGGAAGAGGAAGACAAGAAGAACAUCUCAGCACUUGGCUUCCAGCCACGAGGGCCGGCACUAGAUCUGGGCUUCUCUGACCCCAGAGAGGAGGUUUUGGAGACAGCGACAUGGACUGACCCUACAAAGGUCCCUGCAGAGCCAGGUGCAGUGGCAGCCCUGGUCACCACUGCAUCACUGAGAGCCCAGAGCGAGGCCAUAGUGUGUGGCAUCUGCAUGGACAGGGUGUACGAGAAGCCGCUGCCAGAGGAGCGGCUCUUCGGGAUCCUCCCGAACUGCAGCCACGCGUACUGCGUGGGGUGCAUCCGCAAGUGGCGGUGCAGCCGGGACUUCCAGAGCAAGGUCAUAAAGGCCUGUCCAGAGUGCCGGAUCACCUCCAGUUACUACAUCCCCCACAAAUACUGGAUCUCAGAUGUGGAUGAGAAGGAGAAGCUCAUCAGAACCUUCAAGGCACGGACAGGGAAAAUCAGGUGCAAAUUCUUCAUCCGUGGCCACUGCCCUUUCAGAUCAGAGUGCAUCUACCUGCACGAGCUGCCCGCCUGCCAGCUGCGGCGGCCCAGACGGCAGCGGCCGAGGAUGCCCGCUGUGUUCAUCCCUUCUUCCUCGGAGAGCUCUGACGAGGAGGAUGAGUUCUGCACACUCGAGUGGGCUCUUACCCUGGCCAUGAUGGAGACAGAAUUUCCCUACUCAAGUUAUGGCCACGAGGUGCUUCUGAUUGACUUCAGUGAUUCUGACUGAGCCAUGGGAGCUAUGCUGGGCCUGCUGGUGGCCAGGACAUGUCUCCAGGAGGUGGAAGCCUCUGCUUUUUUAGUCCUGCCACUGUUUUGGGGUGGCUCCACCGUGGGGGUGUUGCAGGGAUGGGGUGGUGUAAUAAGUGGAGAGUGUGAUGUUGGCUCUCGCAAAUGUUAUAGGUUAUAAGCAGUUAUAAGGCUGAAAGAAGUUCUGUUAAGAUCUGGUGUUUUCCUCUGUAAUGUUGAAAGUUGAAGCACGAAGGACUGCACGGACUCUGAGAGGCAGGACAAAGGAGGAGCUGGGUCAGAAGAGUGACAUCUGCACAAGUGUGGGGAGGGUCGGCUCACCAGGGGGCUGGCUCACCAAUAACAUGUAUAAGGGUAUAA